AUGACAGCCCCUGGGAUGAUGAGAGGUCCAGCGAUUGAAGUCGGAGUACCUCGGUGCCUUCAGUGCACAGCGACCAUCCAAGCUAAGUUGGCUCACCCAGAAUACACUAAUGAAGUCCGUCGAAAUAGCUCUCAAGGCUUCUAUCCUAAAGGUCAAUCCUCCAAUGCACGUGUAACGGGUCAAAAUGAGAUUCUGGGCAAUGAGAAUCUAUUGAAGAUUUCCAAAUCACUUUAUGAGGAUUUGCAGAAAACUUGGGGCAACAAUUCAGGGGAACUUGUGGAUGGAAUAACUGCCCAUGCUCCAUUUGUUAGGAUACCCGCACUUUAUGACAUCAAGGCAGAUGAUCAGGUAACAUUGGAAAAAUAG
Messenger RNA from Melampsora larici-populina 98AG31, 366 nucleotides. RefSeq lists its product as uncharacterized. The record is from RefSeq and is a predicted model, not a curated record. Bases 1 to 366 code for a protein of 121 amino acids. The transcript is spliced from 4 exons. NCBI's taxonomy places the organism in Eukaryota, Fungi, Basidiomycota, Pucciniomycetes, Pucciniales, Melampsoraceae.